Molecule: messenger RNA, 4758 nt
Organism: Nanorana parkeri
Lineage: Eukaryota; Metazoa; Chordata; Amphibia; Anura; Dicroglossidae
Product: phthiocerol synthesis polyketide synthase type I PpsC-like
Exons: 7
Biological process (GO): fatty acid biosynthetic process
Molecular function (GO): fatty acid synthase activity; 3-oxoacyl-[acyl-carrier-protein] synthase activity
Source: RefSeq, a predicted model, not a curated record
AUGGAUGACCCAGAAGAUGCAAUAGCUAUAGUUGGAAUGGGAUGCAAUUUCCCUGGAGGGGAGGGAAUUGAUAACUUUUGGAAAGUUAUUGCAGAAGGAAAGAACUGCACAGUUGAGAUACCUGAAGAAAGAUUUAACACCAAGCACUGGUAUGAUUCAGAUGAUAAUAAGCCAGGAAAAAUACGCACCAGUCGAGCAGCUAUUGUAGAGGGAAUUCAUAUGUUUGACAACAAACUGUUUGGAAUCCAUAAUUCGGAGUCUGAUCGCAUGGAUCCACAACACAAAUUACUGCUGCAGUGUACAUACAGAGCUCUGGAAGAUGCUGGUUACUCCAUGGAGAGUAUCAGUGGAAGCAAUACUGGCGUCUACAUAGGUAUCAUGAACAAAGAUUCCGAAUUUAUAUACAAUAAUUCUCCUGAAAACAUCAAUCACUUCAAUGGAACUGGCACAUCAAUGAGCAUAGCAGCAAACAGGAUAUCAUUUCAAUUCAAUCUGACUGGGCCUUCUCUGUCACUGGAUACUGCCUGUUCUUCCUCGCUCGUGGCACUGCAUUUAGCAUGCCAAGCCAUCAGACAAGGAGAUUGCGAGUUGGCAAUAUGUGGUGGUGUCAGCUGUAUCUUAGAUCCUCGUAUCUAUGUUGCUCUCAGUAAGGCAAAAAUGAUUUCUCCUGAGGGAACAAGUAAACCGUUUUCCAAAAAGGCAGAUGGUUAUGGAAGAGGAGAAGGAUGUGGAAUUGUGGUUCUUAAACCAUUAAAACAGGCUAAAGAAGAUUACAGCAAAAUCUGGGGAGUCAUAUGUGCAAGUUCAAUUAACCAAGAUGGGCGAUCCGUAACACCAAUUACCAAACCAUCUCAAGAGCAGCAGGAAAGGCUCUUAAGUCGUAUCUACACAACUAUAGAUCCAUGUUCAAUACAAUAUCUUGAAGCUCAUGGCACUGGAACACCUGUUGGGGACCCAAUAGAAGCCACCAGUAUAGGAAAUACCAUUGGGAAAAAACGUCCAAGUAAAAUGAAACCCUUAAAGAUUGGAUCAGUUAAAGGAAACAUUGGACACACAGAAUCAGCUGCCGGGAUGGCUGGGUUGAUAAAGGUUCUGUUUAUGAUGCACCAUGAAGUGAUUCCCCCUUCUUUACAUUAUUCUAAAGAACUUGGAAUUAAACAAAUUGAAGAAUCCAAACUAGUUGUUCCAACAGCUCCUGAAAAAUGGCAUGAAGAUGUAAAAUUUGGAAGGAUGGCUGGCAUUAACUGCUUUGGAUUUGGAGGAACUAAUUCUCAUGUAGUUGUCAAACAAUAAAAAGAGCAUAACUCCAAAUAUGACUCCAAAAGACCUUCUGAAAUAUUAAUUCUCUCAGCAGCCUCCAGCAAAUCACUUCAGCUAAGCAUUGAAGACAUAAAGCAAGAGCUGAGCAAAAUGCCAUCAUCAAUAUCUCUGGAGAAUCUAGUCUAUCCUGCUGCCUGCAGAAGAAGUCAUCUUAAUUUAAAAUACAGAGCAGCAUUUCUGGCAUCUUCCUUACUAUACAACAACAAGACCAAUGGAAUAGACAGUGACAAAAGAAUUUACAUUCAGCAUAUUGUCAAGAGAUGUCAAACUGUUUUAAAAACGGAUGAUGUGUAUGAAUUACUAUCCAACUUUGGAUUUGAGUAUGGGAAAGUCUACAAACAGCUGUGUGAUGUUCACUAUGGGGAAGAGCUGAAUGAAGGGAUUGCUAAGAUUAAAACUGAAGAAAUCAAAGAAACAAUGUAUGAAUACCACAUGCAUCCAGUGAUUUUAGACUGUUUCUUUCAAAUGGUUGGUUGUGUGGUUGGUUCUAGAAUAAAGGAACCUGCAGCAAUUUUUCCAUCUUCUAUAGGAAGCUUGAGGAUUCUCCAACCUCUUCAAGAAGAAAUGGUGAUCUACAUAAAAGUACUAAGAAUCACAGAAAGUUACAUUGAAGUCUGUGGAUGUUUUGCUGAUAACAAUGGUUUAGUGUUAGCAGAGAUAGAAAAUGCCAGGAUGGAAAGCAUAAAACAAGCUGUGAGAACACAAGCUAAUUACUUUUUCCAUAUUAAUUGGACAGAGAGACCAAGCUUGAAGAAUGCAUCAAAUGAGAAGCCAAGCAUGCUGAUAUAUGCAGAUAACUCAGGAGUAAGUCAGCAAUUAUCAGCCUACCUACAUGAGGAAGUGAACUACAAUAACUUUAGCAGCUGGGAUUCAGACAUCCAGUUACACAAAUUACUCAGCAGUGAGUCUAAAGAUGUUGUAUUUAUGUGGGGGAUCCAUAGGCUCAGCGAUACAAUUCCAAAUAAUCCCACACAAUAUCUAUCAAAAUGCUGUGAGGUCUACCGACAAUUGAUUUUGGCAGUAAGACAGAAAGGCUCUGAAGCAUGUAUCAAGACAGUCACAUUCAGAACAACAGAAAGCACCGUAGAUCACAUUAAUCCUGGCUUUGUUUUUGCUGGGAUGACAAGAGCUUGCACUCUUGAAUUGCCUAACAUUACCUUUCAGUUGAUCGAUAUUGGCUCUUCAAGUCCUCAAGAUGUGGCAGCACUUGCUCAAGUUCUCCUUCAUUACAAACCCAAUGAUCAUCCGGAGGUAAGGAUAAAAGAAGGCUGUAUUUACACAGGUGAAAUUGUAUACACAGACACUGAGAAGAGUGCACAACUAUCAGCACCCUUAGAGCAGCCAGACAAUUUUACCUUGUGCACUUCAGAUAUUCAUGCUAUGACUGAUCUUUCUGCUGAACCAAAUAAUUCCGAACUCAAUGAGCUCUCAAGCAAAGAUGUAGAGAUUAGAAUUAACAAAAUAGGUGCCCACACUAAAGACUAUUUUCCAGUCAGUCUUUCUAGCUGGCAAUAUGGAAACACAUUGUACUGGAAUGGUGUGGCUUCUGAUAAACAUAAGUUAGUUGCUCUGGAUUUUGCAGGAACUGUAACAGCCGUUGGAAAAGAUGUCCGCAAAAUUCAAGUUGGGGAUAGAGUUGCUUCAUGUUAUCCAACAGUUGCAAAUUCCACAGUGAGGCUGCCAGAGAGUGUUUGCUGUUUAAUUAAGACGUUUCCAGUGCUAAGAGAAUCACCUUUUGUUUCACUAUUUGUCUUAGCCUGGGAAAUUUUACAUAACCGACUACCAGGUGCAAAAAACAAAUCUAAACUGACAAUUGUAACAACAGAAGAAAAGUCAGUUUUCGGUACAAUUUUAUCAAAAGCAGCAAAACAGAGAGGCUGGGAAACCACAAUAUCUCCAGGAAGUACAGCUAAUAGCAAACAGUGCAGUGCCAUGAUUAUACUUCCUACAUCAGAAGUAAUCUCGGGAGAAGACCUUGCUCAGCUUUCCGAACUUAAAGAUAUGGUAUUCAUAUGUGACCAGAAGAAAUCUACACAAUUCCACAGUUUAGCAAUCAACUGUAGACAUAACAUUCACAUACACAUACUAGACCUUGCAACUGUUUUCCAAAGAGCAUACCUACAAAAGUAUGCCAAAGAUAUCUACAAAUGGCUCCCAUCACUGUUGUCAGACAUUUCUCUCAUCCUUCCAAAAUCCAUAAUUCAGCCUUCUAACAGCAAAUCUAAUUUGAACAAUGCGAUGUCCAGCUAUUUUAAUGCACAAUCCUUACCGCUCAUUGAGUUAGACAAAAACACAAUUGCAAAGAUACCAAUGUCUGUCUCUGAUGCCGUUCUUUUUAGGCACAAUGCUGUUUACAUUGUGGCAGGUGGACUGACUGGCUUGGGAUUUGAAACAGUCAAAUUUAUUCUAAACAAUGGAGGUGGCCACAUUGUGAUUCUCUCAAGAAGAAACCCAAAUACUGAAAUGAAACAACAAAUAGCCAAAGCAAUGAGUGAAAAAGAGAACACUAAGAUAAAAACACUACCAUGUGAUAUAGGCCAUUAUGCUGAGGUGAAGAAAGCUAUUGAUUCAAUACAAAAGAUCUUCCCAAAUAUUCCAAUCAAAGGUGUCUUUCACAGUGCUGUUGUUCUGCAUGAUGGCAUGUUGGAGAAGUUAAAUUUGUCACUCUUUGAGAAGGUCCUGAGCCCAAAAGUUGAUGGAGCUGUCAAUCUCCACUGUGCCACAUUAAACAAAAAACUGGAUUAUUUUGUAUGUUAUUCAUCUGUUGCUUCAUUUCUUGGAAACUUUGAACAAGCUAAUUAUGCUGCUGCCAACUCCUUUCUGGACAUUUUCUGCCAAUACAGAAGAAAUCUUGGUCUUCCUGCCCAAUCAAUUAAUUGGGGAGCUCUGAAUAUUGGGGUGUUAUUGGAUCAACCACAGGUUCUUAACAUUUUGCAAGCAGGAGGACUACUUCUUUUAAAUGUACCAGAAAUUCAUGAAUACCUGAAGAAAUGUCUUUUACUAAACAAUACUCAGCAAGCAAUAGUCAAGUUUGAUUUUAAAUUGAUCCAUGACAGCCGGGCUUCACGCAUCCCAGGUAUGAAGAGGAGAUUGUUCAGUUUGGUGAAUGAAUAUGUGAACAAUUUGGAUGACAAAAACCAAAUAAAGCGAUCCAAAGUUAAUACACAAAAAUCAGAGGAUUACAUUUUGUUAUUAGUAAGUGAACUCACAAUUGUCACUUUAAGUGACAUCACAAUGGGUAGCCUUCUGAGUUCUUUAGGAAUUGACUCUAUGUUGGCAAUUACAUUACAGCAACGUAUCUUUAAUGAGAAAGGAGUAAAUGUUCCUCUUGUCAAACUACUGGAUCCCAACACAACCAUUUUAGAUGUGGUCUCAUGGAUUAAAGGAAACUCUUCAGAUGAAGAAAAGUUGGUGGAGAACAUAAAAACGGACACUUAG